CGAGAACUUAAUACGCCCCAAUAAAAUACUGUACUACUCCACCACAGUCCACAGACGGCCUCACGCCCUCACCCCAUUUGUUCAGCAGCACAUCGAUCGCUCAUUCGCUCCCUUCCAGGGGAGCACGCGUCGAUCGGUUGAAGGCGCCAUGGCUAGUAGAGGAAGUGGAAGUGGAAGCGGAAAAGGAAAAGGAAAAAAAGCAAGUGGAGGUACAAGAGGAAAAGGAAGAAUGCCACUAGAUGGAGAAAUCACUGAAAGAAUUAGCACGCUGCGCAUGGCAAAUACUCCACGCACUGAACGUCUUAGAAGAAAUUUGGCAUCACUAGUGUUACGCCAGGCGCUUCAGGGUGUAUAUUCGGAAAUUCUCGGCGGGUAUAUCCAAUCAUAUGAGUUGGACUAUCAGGAUCAGGAUGGAUGCUCGUUUGUUCAAGGUAGAAUUUUUAUGGAGUCACCACGAAGUGGAGAAGAAGGGUUCAUUCAACAUGAUGCAACAUUUGUUGUCAUGGAUGAAGAUUAUGAAACUGGAAGGAUUAUGGCCCAAAAGAUCUAUGAUACCACUAUCAAGUUUCAUGGAUACAACGAUGUCAUUGCAGAUAUCUAUCUAGUUGCCUACUGUGAAACACUUGGUAAAUGGGUUAUUGGAUAUGAGCCUUUUUGCCAGUACUGGCUUGAAAGUACCCUUGCACCAUUUUAUGAGAGUGAUACUACAAUUUCAGCAUACUGGAGAGAUAAAAUCAGGGAAAUGACUGAAAGCAUAUCAUAUUUAUGCACAAGAAAAGUGAGUCAUGGUGGAUUAGCAAAUCGAGAGAGUUAUGUGCUUGACUUGGACUCAAAAUUAAAAUUGAUUAAUGUGGCAAGGUAUUCAACUGAUGGUAGCACAACUCGUGACGAUGUCGUGGACUUCUUUGACCUUUUAUGCACGGAAGACAGGAUUAAUGCUUCAGGGAAUGGAAAUGUGGAGUGGGAAGGAUUUGACUACUUGAUCAAGUCUAAUUCGAUGUAUAACACCAGGUUCGGCGAGUGGAAACAAGCAAAUAUUGAACCACCCAAUUUUGAAAGACCAUUCAGCUGAGAAACUGGCAUGUUAUUUAAGUAUUCAUAAGAAUGCCCAGGGAAUGAAUCGAGCAUCGUUGACAAAUUUUUCCAAUGCACUGCUCUGUAAAAUACCUGAUUACGCUGGGUAUACCAGCUUGGAAGAGUAUGUCAUGAAGUCCUGUGGCUGUGACUUGUGUUAUGACACUGUUGCCUGUGUCACCCCUCCCCGCAGAGUUUACAUUGACAUAAUCUAUUUCAUAAGGCAUCUGGUUGAACAUGCUGGUGACAGAAAAUACAAUAAGACUAUGUUGCAUUGGACUGCUGACGCAAUAUUUGACAAGAUAUGUGGGAUGUUUCCUGGCUUUAUGAGCAUGGCCUACUCGGUUCAAGCAGUGAACCCACGGUAUUGGUCUAACAACCCGGAGUGGACUAAACUCUUCCGUGAGGCGGAGGAGAACGGCAUUGAACUUCCAGAUGAUUCCUACUAGUGCUCUUGCUGAUCCGAGGACAGAUCGAUGGUAGCAGCCAACUUGAAGUCGGUACGUAUCAACAAUGUUUGGAAGAGGGUCCCCAAAGUUCAAUUUAAUCCAAGCUGCAGCUGUCCAAAGAAAGCCAUCUCCAAAGAUUUCAAGACAUCAAAAGAAAAAGACAUCGCCAAAAGCAGUACUUGAUUGUUCAAGAGCUAGUUGGAAUGCAUGACUUGAAAAAGCUUUGGUUGACCUACUACAUGAUCACAACAACGACUGCUAUAGGAGUCAGAAUGGGUGGUCCACAGAAGCAUGGAACUGAAUAGUCAAAUCCUUCCAUGAGAAGUUCCCCUAUGUCAAUUUUACAAAGGUUCAAAUUCAAGACAAAGAGAGAGAGAGAGUUGAAGAGGGAAUAUAGAGUUCUAAAAGAAGCGAGAAAACAAAGUGGUGUGUCCUGAGAUGAUAAGCUGUGCAUGAUUGAAGGAGAUGAAGCUGUUUGGAAUAACAUUAUUAUUUCUCAUCCUAAGGCCAAAAAAAUUCCGGAAUAAAUCUUUCCCAUUGUUUGAGGCUUUAGGAGAGCUAUAUGAUGGACAUACUGCCGAGGGAACCAUGAACUUCACCUCUAUUGCCCCUUCCCAAGUUCCUAUCACACAGCCUUUUCAAGUACCUGUCACACAACCUUCUCAUAUUCCUCUCACACAGCCUUCUCAAACUUCUCAAGCUACUGUCACACAACAUUAUAUGGGAGAAGAUGAGAAUUUCCCUUUUGACUCUCAUGUACACAAUGCUGAAAGUGAUGAUGACGACCUGAGAAUAGUGGAACAGCCAAUUGCAAGUGAUGCCGCUACAAGGUCAAGAAUGGGAAAAAGAGUUGCAAGUGCAACAAACAAACAUGCUGGUACAAGUGACAAAACAGAAAAGGCAACACAAAGGCGUCGCCAGGAUGGGAAAGUUGUUGAGAUGAUGGGAAAAUUUCUGGAAUUUAAAGAGAAGCAAGCCGAGACUGAAAUUAUGCAGCAGGAAAGGGCAAGAAGUAAUGUGCAUGAGGAUGAGUUCCCGAUCCCAGUAUGCAUUGCUGUUGUGGACAGCGUGGAAGAUAUGUCGGACGAUGAGAAGGUCCUGGCUUAUGAUGUCUUCAAAGAUCCACAAAACAGGGCCAUUUUCAUGACUGCAAAAGACUCUACACGACUCAAGUGGUUAAGGAGGAAGAUUACAACUGCGUAAAUGUGGUACUGCUCCUUCUGUCUUGUUAUUGCCUCUAUGAAACUGAUGAAUAUAUUAAUUAGUACUACACUUUAGUCAUAUUAAACAGUUGGAUUUUGUUUGUUGUAUCACCUAAAACUUCAAUUCAGUGAUGCUCAGCAAAACUAUUUUUUGGGGGUAAAUGUUGAGCAGAUUGGCAGAUGAUACAUUUGUAGUUUUCACAUUGUAGCAUCACCUGAGAUGCAGGUGUAUUAUUUAUGCUAAAAAUGAUGCUCAUUAUGCCUUACAUAUUAUUCAUGCUCUUUUGUUUU
This is a messenger RNA of Oryza sativa Japonica Group (Japanese rice), 3016 nucleotides long. RefSeq lists its product as uncharacterized. The record is from RefSeq and is a predicted model, not a curated record. NCBI's taxonomy places the organism in Eukaryota, Viridiplantae, Streptophyta, Magnoliopsida, Poales, Poaceae.